Messenger RNA from Labeo rohita (rohu), 3496 nucleotides. RefSeq names its product MORC family CW-type zinc finger 3b (gene morc3b). Gene Ontology annotation, molecular function: zinc ion binding; ATP hydrolysis activity. Lineage: Eukaryota; Metazoa; Chordata; Actinopteri; Cypriniformes; Cyprinidae. Bases 652 to 3036 code for a protein of 794 amino acids. The record is from RefSeq and is a predicted model, not a curated record. Gene Ontology annotation, cellular component: PML body; nucleus. The transcript has 16 exons.
UCCAAGACGUAAAUAAAGAUGUGUUCGGUUACACAUUCGUACCAGCAUUUAUCGCUCACAACAAUAUGUGAGGAACUCCUUUAGAAGUCUCAGCGGGUGCAUAGCUGGAGUGUGAGAGAAGGGUGUGCGCUAUAUCUGGACGCAGACAGCAAGCGGUCCUCAGUAAGUUAACAAACCCCUCUCUGCAGCUUUCUUCAAAAUCUAACACAGGUCUUCUAGCAAAAAUGGCAAAUGGAAAACGUGGCAUUCCUCUGAGCACAGUAAGUAAAAUGCAUUUAUCAGUUUUGUUGUUGUUUAUUAUGUUCUCCUAUGUUCUUUCUGUUAUUUCUUGGAUUCCAAAAGGUGAAAGAAUGCAAUAGUUUUAAGCUUGUAUUUUUUAUAUUUUUGUUUUUGCAUUUUUAAUUGUAAUUUUAUUGUUAAAAAUGUCUUUUUUUUUAAAUAAUCAUCUAUAAUAUUCUACCUCAAAAUCAAAUUCUAUGACAAUAAAUAUACAUUAUUUACAAAUAGUAACACACUGAAAAAAUUUGGUGACUCAGAAAUUGCUAGUAAGUUUCACAAAUAAUUGCAAAGAAAUGUUUUUUUUUUUUUUACUUUGAAAAAUCAGUGUAGUAAUUGCAAGAUGCAAGUUAAAAUAAAUAAUUUGCAAAAUGCAUGCAACAACAUACUGCUUUCGAAUGUAUAUAUAUAUAUUUUUUUUUUUCACAUUUUUCCAAUCAGCAUCCUAUUUUCUUUAUGCAGAUCAGUCCAAAAUUUCUUCACGCUAAUUCCACAAGUCACACCUGGCCAUUCAGUGCUAUAGCUGAGCUGAUUGAUAAUGCUUAUGACCCAGAUGUUCAUGCCAGACAGAUCUGGAUAGACUGGACACGCAUCAGAGGACUGGACUGCCUCUCGUUUAUGGAUAACGGGGAGGGUUUGACCAGAGCCAGACUACAUAAGAUGCUCAGCUUUGGUUUCAGCGAGAAGAAAGCAGCGAAAUUUCACAUUCCAGUUGGUGUGUACGGCAAUGGUUUUAAGUCAGGGUCCAUGCGUCUGGGAAAAGAUGCCAUUGUUUUUACGAAGACAAGAGACACCAUGAGUGUGGGACUCCUGUCCCAGUCUUACCUUGAGGCCAUCGGAGCACAGCGAGUCUUGGUGCCCAUGAUCACAUUUAGACGCGAUGGACAUAACCACGUGGAGGAUGGAGCCAGUCUGAGAGCGAUCCUCAAACACUCGCUCUUCAACUCAGAGAAAGAGCUGUUUGCAGAGCUCCGCGCCAUCAGCGCCGCCGGACCCACAGGAACACGCAUCAUCAUCUGGAACCUUCGCACGACCACAAAUGGCGAGACUGAAUUUGACUUUGACACCGAUAAAUAUGACAUUCUGAUUAGGGCGAACAUCUGUGACAAGAGCAACAUGACCCCUGAAAGUGAAUAUUCCUUACGGGCAUACUGCAGCAUCUUAUACCUGAAGCCUCACAUGCAGAUCAUUAUUCGAGGGCAAAGAGUGAAGAGUCAGCUGAUAUCCAAAAGUCUGGCUCUUAUUGCACAGGACAACUACAGACCUUCAUUCCUUAACAAGCGUGUACGCAUCACUUUCGGAUACAACACCAAAAGCAAAGAGCAUUAUGGGAUUAUGAUGUACCAUAAAAACAGGCUAAUAAAGCCAUAUGUGAAAGUGAGCUGCCAAUGUAAGACUGAAAGAAAAGGUGUGGGCGUUAUUGGUGUUAUAGAGUGCAAUUUCCUUCAGCCCACUCACAACAAACAAGACUUUGAUGACACCGAUAAAUACAGGAAGAUCAUGCACAACCUCAGCAUAAAGCUGGAGGAGUAUUGGAACGAAAUCCGCUACAAACGAAAGAAAGAGGACCCCAAGUGCACAGUAGCAAUAGAGGAUGUGUUGAAAGUUCCAGAUCAAGUGUGGGUUCAGUGUGACAGCUGCCUGAAGUGGAGGAGGCUUCCAGAUGCCAUCACUGAGCUGCCGGAUAAAUGGUUCUGCAGCAUGAACUACGACCCGCAGUUCAGGAGCUGCUUGGUAGAGGAAGAACUAGAAGAUGAAGAGGAAGAUCAGAAGCCGUACCCCAAACCCUUUAAACGCCAGAGGAGAAAUACCAAGAGUCUGUCUGAGGAGAACGUUCCAGAUAGCACACAGACUCCGGUGGUAACAACCACUCAGGCACCCAGACAUCCACCAGCCUCUGUUAUGUCUGGACGGUCUUUAGCUGAGAGGUCCCCGUUGCCGCUCAUUAACCUGACUGCUCUCUCCAACUCUCUAAGAAGAGUAAAACAAAAGUUUUCCGCCAUAGAAACACAGAUGGAGGUGACGCCAUCUUUUCCUGUCCCCUCUCUCACCCUGCCACAAGAGCUCUGCUCUGAGACACUCUGGCCUGCUUUGAAUGAGGAGAGAAAGACUCUCACUCAAUUCGACACACUCGUGAGCAAAGCUGCGUGCGGCAUGAUGGAAGGAAUUGAGUCGCAUCAGGGGCCCGCCGCUGCAGAAGAGACAUGUGAAAGAGAUGCAUCAUCUGGGACAGGGAGGGAAUACAACUCGGCUGCGGAGCAGAUAAUUGAAUUGCCCCUGAAAAAUGAGAAGAAAGGGGUUGUGCAUCAUGAAGGUCAUGUUGAUGAUGAAGAAGGGGAGGAGGAAGAGGAAUGUAACUUGGCAGAGGUGCAACAGUGGCAGGAUGAGCUAAUGGAGCUGAUGCACGAGACGGCGGAGGAGAGAGACGCGUGCCGUCAGGAACUGGAGGUGCUUAGAGAGCACAGCGCCGCCCUGGAGGACGAAAGGAUUCAGCUCAUCAGCAGGUUGGAGAGUGUCGAGGAGGACAAGAGCAGGCUUUCUACUCUGUGUGAUCAGCUGAGGAGUCAACUGUCAGAGCUCAGGGAACACAGACAGAGAGGAACGGAAGAGAAAGACGACAGCUCUAAACUAAAGACGCUGCGUCUAAACCUGAGCCGUCUGCUGGUGUCUUUCAUUCCCUCUCUUCAUCUGGAGCAUGUGGACUACAACAGUGAUAUCAUAGAUACCAUCCUCAUCCAGGUUCUAGAACACAUCACUUAAAACACAUUCUCUGGUUUACAAUGCCAGGACUGAAAUGGCUAAACAUUUUGUAUAUACUCCUAGAAUCUACUGUGUUGGCGUAAAAAUGGAUUUUAUUGUUGUAAUGUGAAAUUAUGACGAUUUCUAAUAUACUAUGUCAUAUAUUUACAUUUUGGUUAAUACACUAUUUUGUGUAAAGUAUUCGGCCAUGUAUGAGAGCUAGGUGCAUUUUGAAGGCCUCAAGCCUUGAAAAAGGCAUUGCCUGUUUUUGUUUUUACUAGCAUUAGCUGGGCUAGCUGAUUUGAAUGUAAAGGAGUUUUUCAGUGUGAUUUGAACUAAAGAAACCAAAAUUAUGACAAAAUAUGUAAUUUUGACAGUUUUGGACAUUCUGUCUCUCCCCAAUCAGAUACAUAGAAGCUGUAUUUGCAACCAAGACACCCGCCAAUGAACCGACCUGAUCCAAUAAAGACUUAUUUUUUUC